GGUUGUCAGCCGACAGCGAUGCCUGCCCCGGUCUCAGCCCCUGCUGAGGCUCCACCUGUGGCCUCUCUAGAAGCACAAGGGACUGGAGCGGCCAAGGAGAACCAAGUGGACGUGCGGGCCCAGAACCUGGGCUCCCCCGCCUCGCCCCACCAGAAGUCCUGGCUGGUCCGGCACUUCUCACUGCUGCUGCGGCGGGACCGGCAGGCCCAGAAGGCAGGGCAGCUCUUCUCGGGGCUCCUGGCCCUCAACGUGGUGUUCCUGGGAGGAGCCUUCAUCUGCAGCAUGAUCUUCAACAACGUGGCAGUCACGCUGGGUGACGUGUGGAUCCUGCUGGCGGUGCUGAGGGCCCUGUCCCUCCUCUGGCUCCUCUACUACGGGACCGGCACCUCCCGCCGGCCACACGCCGUGCUCUACAGGGACCCUCAUGCAGGACCCAUCUGGGUGCGGGGCUCCCUGCUGCUCUUCGGCGUGUUCACCAUCUGCCUCAACGGCUUCCGCGUGGGCUACGACUUGAGCCACAGCCACUGCAAGUCGCAGCUGGAGCUCAUCUUCCCUGCCGUGGAGAUCAUCUUCAUCGGCGUCCAGACUUGGGUGCUCUGGAAACACUGUAAGGACUGUGCUCAGAUCCAGACCAACGUCACUAGAUGUGGCCUGAUGCUGACCCUGGCCACCAACCUGCUGGUGUGGGUCCUGGCCGUCACCAACGACUCCAUGCACCACGAGAUCGAGGCGGAGCUCAGUGCCCUCAUGGAGAAGCUGUCAGGCAAUGACACCAACACCUGCCUGUGUCUCAAUGGCACUGUGUGCGAGGCCUUCCGGAAGGGCUACCUGAUGCUCUAUCCCUUCGGCACCGAGUACUGCCUCAUCUGCUGCGCCGUGCUCUUCGUCAUGUGGAAGAACGUGGGGCGCCGCCUGGCACCCCACGCGAGCGCCCACCCCGGCACCCCGCCCUUCCACCUGCACGGGGCCGUCUUCGGGCCGCUGCUGGGCCUGCUGGCACUGGUGGCAGGCGUGUGUGUCUUCGUGCUCUUCCAGAUCGAGGCCAGCGGCCCCACCAUCGCACGCCAGUACUUCACCCUCUACUAUGCCUACUACGUGGCCGUGCUGCCCGCCAUGAGCCUGGCGUGCCUGGCGGGCACGGCCAUCCACGGGCUGGAGGAGCGAGAGCUGGACACGCUCAAGAACCCCACCCGCAGCCUGGACGUGGUGCUGCUGAUGGGGGCGGCGCUGGGCCAGAUGGGCAUUGCUUACUUCUCCACGGUGGCCAUCGUGGCCACUCGCCCUCACGAGCUGCUCAACCACCUCAUCCUCGCUUACUCCCUGCUGCUCAUCCUGCAGCACAUGGCCCAGAACCUCUUCAUCAUCGAGGGCCUGCACCGGCGCCCGCUCUGGGAGGUGGCCCCCGAGGGCCCGGCAGGGAAGCAGGAGGCGGAGGCGCAGCGCAGGGGCUCCCUGCUGGAGCUGGGCCAGGGCCUGCGGCGGGCCUCCCUGGCCUACAUGCACGCCUACAGCCACCUCAACUGGAAGCGGCGGGCGCUCAAGGAGAUCUCGCUCUUCCUCAUCCUCUGCAAUAUCACACUGUGGAUGAUGCCUGCAUUCGGCAUACACCCGGAGUUUGAGAACGGACUGGAGAAGAAUUUCUAUGGCUACCGGACAUGGUUCACCAUCGUCAACUUCGGCCUGCCCCUGGGGGUCUUCUACCGCAUGCACUCUGUUGGGGGGCUGGUGGAGGUCUACUUGGGGGCCUGA
Messenger RNA from Pteropus alecto (black flying fox), 1749 nucleotides. It is a transcript of the gene OTOP3, whose product is annotated as otopetrin 3. Gene Ontology annotation, molecular function: proton channel activity. Gene Ontology annotation, cellular component: membrane. Lineage: Eukaryota; Metazoa; Chordata; Mammalia; Chiroptera; Pteropodidae. Bases 19 to 1749 code for a protein of 576 amino acids. The transcript is spliced from 7 exons. The record is from RefSeq and is a predicted model, not a curated record. Gene Ontology annotation, biological process: proton transmembrane transport.